CCUCCGCUGGCUACCCCUGGCCGGAGCUGCAGCGGGCUUCGGCAGCUGCCCGGGGACGCUUAUCCCGGGCUGGAGUCCCGACUUGCUUCCCCGAUACAGAUCGAUCCCGUUGCCUUCCCCGGGACGCCACCGAUCUUCUCCAGGAUCCUUUUCCUCCGUAACCUGCUGUUUUUCUUUUUCCUUCCUCCCGGCUCCCAUCUCCCGAAUCCGCAUUUCCCUCCCCUGCUCCUGGGCCCCCGUAGCCGACCAUCCUCAUCAUUCCACCUGCCAUCCUCCUGACUUCCGCCCUUCCUUGGCCUCAAAUCCUUGACCGACAGAGCCCUGCCAUAACCUUCUCACCAGGCUCUCCUAAACUCCUUUUUCUUCUCUCUUUGCCAGCUCCUGACUCCCAAAUUCCAGCUAACCCUUGACCUCUUGACAUUUGACCCUAACAGUCUCCGCUCCAGACCUCUCAAUUCCUAUCUCCUGCAGCCCGGACUGCUAAGACUGAGGCCCUCCCCCUGAUUUCUGACCCCCCCCCCCCCCCGUUUCUGAAGCUCAGUUUUACUUUUUUACUCCCGGGCCACUUCCUGUUACUGCUACCCCACCAUGGACUUCUUGAUGAGCGGCCUGGCAGCCUGCGGGGCCUGUCUGUUCACCAACCCCCUGGAAGUGGUAAAGACCAGGAUGCAGCUGCAGGGAGAAUUGCAGGCCCCGGGCACCUACCAGCGGCACUACCGAAACGUCUUCCACGCCUUCAUCACCAUCGGCAGGGUGGACGGCCUGGCUGCCUUGCAGAAGGGACUGGCCCCCGCCCUCUUAUACCAGUUCCUGAUGAAUGGCAUCCGCUUGGGCACCUACGGGCUGGCUGAGGCUGGGGGCUACCUGCACACUGCCGAAGGCACCCUCAGCCCUCCACGAAGCGCAGCAGCUGGGGCCCUGGCUGGGGUCAUGGGAGCCUACUUGGGGAGCCCCAUCUACAUGGUGAAGACACACCUACAGGCACAAGCAGCCUCGGAAAUUGCGGUAGGGCACCAGUAUAAGCAUCAGGGCAUGUUUCAGGCGCUAAGCGAGAUUGGCCAGAAACAUGGUCUGGUGGGGUUGUGGCGUGGGGCCCUGGGCGGCCUGCCCCGAGUUAUCAUCGGUUCCUCCACCCAGCUGUGCACCUUCUCAUCCACCAAGGACCUCAUCACGCAGUGGGAGGUACUUCCUCCCCAGAGCUGGAAAGUGGCUCUGGCAGCUGCCAUGGUGAGUGGCAUUGCGGUGGUCCUGGCCAUGACGCCGUUUGAUGUGGUCAGCACGAGGCUCUACAACCAGCCCACGGACUCUCAGGGCAAGGGCCUCAUGUACCGGGGGAUGCUGGAUGCUCUGCGGCAGACCGCUCGGACAGAGGGCAUUUUUGGCAUGUACAAGGGUAUAGGUGCCUCCUACUUCCGCCUUGGCCCCCACACCAUCCUUUCCCUCUUCUUCUGGGACCAGUUACGCACCCUCUACCACACGUACACCAAAUAACAGCCAGUCCUUCCCACACCACCACAUCGGCACUCCUUAGACACUUCUGCCUCCACUAUUGUAUUCUCGUGACUUCUGACCAGCGGAUCUUUUCGUCCAUCCAAAGGGAACCGCCUACGCCACUCCCUAACUGUCUUCUCAGGGUUGAAUCACUACAAGGGAUAGUUUCCCUCCCUUUCUUGGGUGUCACUUUCUUUAAACCUUCCCUACCCGUCCCCCUGGACACUUCAUACCCCUCUCUCAGGGCUGAACCGGUCACUCCAAAGUAUUUCCUCCUUUUAUUUGGGCAGCCUUGGGUCCCUUCUGCUCUGAUGCACAAACUUUACACUCCCCACUCCAAGACCAAAGGGAACCCGGCGGGGGGGGGGGGGGGCCAGGUGUCUUGUUAGAUGCAAUGGCACAGAGAUUAUCUUGGGUAUAAAGCAAGUUUAUUUCUGCAGA
Lynx canadensis (Canada lynx) is the source of this 1932-nucleotide messenger RNA. It is a transcript of the gene SLC25A35, whose product is annotated as solute carrier family 25 member 35. The transcript has 5 exons. Lineage: Eukaryota; Metazoa; Chordata; Mammalia; Carnivora; Felidae. The coding region runs from base 589 to 1491 and encodes 300 amino acids. The record is from RefSeq and is a predicted model, not a curated record.